AUGUAUUCUUUUACCCAUCUGCGCGUUUCCCUCCUUCCCAGAACAAUCGAUGGCACGAACGUCGAGGAAGACCACAUCGAGCUGACGCAGGACGGCCGGCCCGUGGAGGCUCCGGUCAGGAAGCCGCCUCUGUGUGACUGCGCCUGCUGCGGGCUGCCCAAGCGCUACAUCAUCGCCAUCAUGAGCGGCCUGGGCUUCUGCAUCUCCUUCGGCAUCAGGUGCAACCUGGGGGUGGCCAUAGUGGAGAUGGUCAAUAACAACACUGUUUACAUCAAUGGCACACCGGUGAUGCAGCCUGCACAAUUUAACUGGGACCCGGAAACUGUUGGCCUGAUUCACGGCUCUUUCUUCUGGGGCUACAUUGUCACCCAGAUCCCAGGAGGUUUCAUCUCCAACAAACUGGCAGCCAACAGGGUGUUCGGAGCUGCUAUUUUCUUGACAUCAAUGCUCAAUAUGUUUAUACCGUCUGCGGCAAGAGUCCACUACGGUUGUGUUAUGUUUGUGAGGAUCCUUCAAGGCCUGGUGGAGGGCGUUACCUACCCAGCAUGCCAUGGGAUGUGGAGCAAAUGGGCGCCACCGUUGGAACGGAGCAGACUGGCCACCACAUCCUUCUGUGGUUCAUAUGCUGGUGCCGUGAUUGCUAUGCCUUUGGCAGGUGUCCUGGUGCAGUACGUUGGGUGGUCAUCUGUUUUCUAUGUAUAUGGAGUGUUCGGGUUAGUGUGGUACAUUUUUUGGCUUUUGCUUGCUUACGAGAGCCCUGCUGUGCAUCCUACGAUCACCGAAGAAGAGAAGACAUACAUCGAAACAACCAUAGGGGAGGGCAUGAACUUACUGAGUGCCACUGAGAAAUUCAAGACCCCCUGGAGAAGGUUCUUCACAUCCAUGCCAGUCUACGCCAUCAUCGUGGCCAACUUCUGUAGGAGCUGGACCUUCUACCUGCUGCUGAUCAGCCAGCCGGCCUAUUUCGAAGAAGUGUUUGGUUUCGCUAUCAGUAAGGUUGGGAUUCUGUCAGCAGUACCUCACAUGGUGAUGACUAUUGUUGUCCCCAUCGGAGGACAGUUAGCAGAUUUCCUGAGGAGUCGGAAGAUCUUGUCCACAACAACAGUCCGAAAAAUCAUGAAUUGUGGCGGCUUUGGAAUGGAGGCCACGCUGCUCCUUGUGGUGGGUUUUUCUCACACAAGAGGAGUAGCCAUCUCCUUCCUGGUUCUGGCAGUGGGGUUCAGUGGAUUUGCAAUUUCUGGAUUUAAUGUAAAUCAUCUGGACAUUGCCCCUCGAUAUGCCAGUAUUCUGAUGGGGAUUUCUAAUGGAGUUGGGACUUUGUCUGGAAUGGUGUGUCCACUCAUUGUAGGGGCCAUGACAAAGCACAAGACUCGAGAGGAGUGGCAGAAUGUGUUUGUGAUUGCCUCCAUGGUGCACUACACCGGCGUGAUCUUCUACGCCAUCUUCGCUUCGGGGGAAAAGCAGGACUGGGCCGAUCCGGAGAGCACCAGCGAGGACAAGUGUGGGUUCAUAGAAGAAGACGAGCUGGCGGAGGAGACUGAGCUUAACAGCGAGAGCUUUGCCUCGAAGAAGAAAACGUCGUAUGGAGCCACAGUCCAGAACCCAGGCAAUCGCAAGAAAGGCUGGAAAUCCAAGAAGGGAGUCACUAUGGACCUGCAGGACAAUGAGCAGGGCUCUUACCACUAUGACAAUGGGAACUUCGAGGAGAUGUCUCAGUGACACUCGAUGGAGUCAGGAGGCAAAACGUCACAGCAUAGACUACCGAAGUUUGACAUUAGUUUUAAUUCGUUACGAAAAAGGCCAUUUUCCAGAGAACACACAGUAACACAAUGCAUUUCCCUGUAAUGUUUUUCCUUCCAGCAUUCUCAAAGGGACCAUAAAUUCACCUCUUGAUCCUACAUACAGAUUAUGCCUUACACAACUUAAAUGUCACGUAUGUGUUCGGUAAAAAUACAAUAGGACCCUACCUGUCUCCCUGCUUGUGAGCAGAUCAGAUUCUUCAGGGGGUUAAACUGUAAUUUCAGGAACAAACCUGACAGACGAUGUGUCAGUGGAUACUACUAGGGAAGCAGGAAGAACUACAAGGGACCUAUAAUGGCACCCAAGGCCUGAUAACGAACAAGAAGACAUAUUUAAAUGUGACAAUGAAUAAUGUGAUAUUGGACUCAAAGUUCAAAGGAGGCCUUUUAGCCAAAACACAAAAUGUUACCUUUGUUUCUUUUUCAAAUAUUUUUGUCUGCACCAUGAUUUUGGCUGGUGCUGUGAUCUCCCCAGUUCAAAGGCAUGUAGUAGUUACUUUAUAUAUUUUAAACGCUAAAAGUUUUUUUUAACUGUUGUAUUCGUGCAAGAGAAGCAAAGUUUGGUGUGAUUGCCAUCAGUGAAACAUACAGAACUGUGGUGGUCUGUCCUGCUCUUGCAAAGACACAGCCCAGAUGGCUUUAAAAGUCACACUACUCUUCAGUUUCUGGAACCAAUACAUUCUGCUCGGUCAGGCAGGAGAUGUGUUCAGUUAUUAUAUUACAUGUGUCCUCUGUUACACACAACUCAAUGAUCAGGUGUGCCCACUUGUGAAAUGUGCUUGAGCAAAUCUGACCAUCCCAGCAUGCAGUGACAUAUAUUGUACUCAAACAGAGCACUGCAGCAACCAUAACUACCGACUGGAUACAUGGACAUUGGGUAAAUUAAGAAGAACUAAAAGUGUACGUGAUUCAAAUGCCUUUUUCAAACAAUAUGCAAUUUCACAUAUUCAGUGAGGGAAAUGUCUUUUCCUUCCUAAGGGUUGGCAGAUCAGAGAAUUAGAGACCUCCUAAUGAGAACCUGCAAAUUUAAUUAGGGAUGUUACAAUAUACCAAUAAUACAGUAUAUUGAAUAUGUUUUUUAUUAUGGGAAACAUAUUUGCUUAUAUGUUAUUGUUGUUGUUCUUUCUUGCUUGGUGAGGUUUUUUUAAACAUGCACUUUAUUAUUAAGAAUCCAGACAUGUAUGUCAUUGUGUUCAAGUGAUCAAAGCAGUCUUUUCUGUGAGCUUUCUUCAUGAAUUAAAGUUUGU
Messenger RNA from Lepisosteus oculatus (spotted gar), 3046 nucleotides. NCBI's taxonomy places the organism in Eukaryota, Metazoa, Chordata, Actinopteri, Semionotiformes, Lepisosteidae. The record is from RefSeq and is a predicted model, not a curated record.